AAAUGAAAAAAAAUCCUUGAAUCUUUCCUGUGCAGAUUGUAAUUUCAAUUGUUAUUGUUAUUAAUAUAUUGUCGGGGGAUUCGGAUCUGUGGAUUAAUGCCUGUGAAAAUUGUGUAACUUCAGGGAAAAUUCAUUUAUUCGGUACUUCGGGGAUUGAAGAUGAAACGAAGACGGAGGUGACUCGAUUGAAUAAAUGUGACUGUGGGAAAUAAACAAGUGAUUGUUCUUGGAUUUUGUUGGAACAAUUGGGAUUUAGACAAUGGAAAGGUACCGGUGGAACAGUUCUUGUUGGUCUGUCGUGUGAAUUGUUCGUGAGAUAUUUAUUUUAAUAAGAAAGUAUUGUUUUUGGUGGGAGCUUGAGAAAAUGGGGAGCAGAAUGGAAUUUGUGGAAAUUAUCGGGAUUUUAUUCAUGGUUUGUCUUCUGGCGGAACAGGGAACCGCCACUGAGUCUCUGCAAGAACCGCGUUUUGUCACGCAACCAUCGGGCGUCAGCAAUAUCCUGAUAGAAAGUCGUACCAAGAUUUUGCAAUGUCAAGCUCGAGGCUACCCCCAACCGAAGUACCGGUGGUUCAAGGAUGGGGUUGCCCUGAGCAACGAGUUGACGUCGGAGCCCUUCUGGAGGAUUCAGAGCCCAAAGAGAAAAGACGCUGGUGUGUACUACUGCGUCGCCACCAACGAUGUCGGCUCAGUUUUCAGUGAGCGUGUCAAAUUCUCGGUUGCUUACAUGGGAAUAUUUGAGGAUCCCCUGGAGAAGCUCGUGGAUGUGGAAUUCGGUGGGGCUGCUAUCCUGGAGCUACCGGAGAUUGAGAGCCAUCCACCACCCGAUGUCACAUGGUCAACACCAGAUGGUCCCAUUCCUUAUGACAUCAAGUACGCCGUCAGUGAGAAUAAAUUACUGAUUCUCAAUGCCAAUGACAGGGACGAGGGAUCCUACAGGGCACGAGCACUCAAUACGUACAUCGGUAAGGAGGAGUACUCACCAUUUUUUAAGCUCAAGGUCGAUGGAGAUAGCACGCUGGAGGUACCUCCUACUAUUAUCAUUCAACCGAGGGACACCAAGAUCAUCAAGGAUCAGUCUGUCAGCAAUUUGGACUGCAUUGCUAAUGCUAGAUCUCUUCAUGAACUCAGGACACUCUGGACCAAGGAUGGAAUACCUAUUGAGAACGCCAGGAUAUCCUUCAGCUUUCGGGAUCUGUGGAAUAGAACACUUGAACUUAUUUCUGCUAAUUCAACUUAUAGGGGCGUUUACACUUGUCAUGUUGAGAUGAGGAGUGGGGGAUUUCCUGUUAUCAAUUCCAGUGCUAGUGUUGAUGUCCUUGAGAAACCGACUUUUGUCAGUGAACUUAAGAGAGAGACGCAUGGGGAAUAUGGAUCUCAGGUCAGGAUUCCCUGUGAUGUCCUGGGGGUACCAACUCCUAAGAUCGAGUGGUUUCAUAAUGCUCAGCCUGUUGGAGGCACUAGAUUUCACGUCGAUGAUGACGGAUCACUCGUGAUAAAACGUCUGACGAUGGAUUACGCGGGGAUGUUCCAGUGUCUGGCCUCCAAUGAAGCUGGCGAGGCAUCCAGUUAUACUUGGCUCAAGGUCAAAACCUCGACUCCAAUCCUGGAGACGAGUCCUCGAAACCUAACCGUCCUCGACGGCAAGGACGCCACGCUCACCUGCAGAGCAGUGGGUGCACCAAUUCCCAACACCACCUGGAUCUUCAACGAUACGAUACCAGUGGAGAUCGCAGGUCGUGUGCAGCUCCUGGAGUCUGGAGACCUCUCGAUAUCCCCAGUGAAGGUGAAUGACGCUGGUAAAUACACAUGCAUCCGUUCAAACGACGCAGGAACGGUCAACGGUUCUGGCUACCUGUCGAUCCACGUGAGAACUCAGAUAAUCCGUCCACCAAGUGACACAUCAGUCCUUCUAGGACACACAGCAGAGCUCCAGUGUCGAGUGUCGAACGAUCCAAACGUUCCCUUCGACAUCGACUGGUUUCAUAAUUCUCAAUUGAUGAAUCUGAGGGCAAGUCCCAGGGUCAAGAUGAGAGACGAUGGAGCUCUGGAGAUUGUUGCUGUCAGGGCGUCUGACGUAGGGGAGUACACGUGCUCUGUUAUUUCACCUGGUGGUAAUGAAACACGAAGUGCUAGACUCAGUGUCAUUGAGCUGCCAUUUGCACCGAUCAAUGUCAUCGCUGAGAGGAAUGAGAGGAUAUCACCGAGGGCGAUCAACGUCACAUGGGUACCUGGAUUCGAUGGCAACAGCCCCACCACGAAGUUCGUUGUUGAGAGACGAGUGGUACCUGAGAUGGGACCCAUUGCUGAUACUCUUUCUAAUUGGGUUGUUGAGGAUGACAAUGUGUCUGCGGUUGUCAGGUGGUGUUUGCUCCGAGACUUGAAAGCAGCGGCUGCUUAUCAGUUCCGGGUGACGGCGGUGAAUUUAGUGGGUGAGGGCCCACCCUCAGAGCCCAGCAACAUCGUGGCCCUUCCCCAGGAGCCACCCUCAGGUCCUCCAGUGGGUCUUGUAGGUUCUGCACGCUCGGAUUCGGAAAUAAUCACCCAGUGGCAGCCACCCCUGGAGGAGCACAGGAAUGGCCACAUCCUCGGGUACAUCCUGAGGUAUCGUCUGCAUGGGUAUUACAAUCAAAGCCCCUGGAUCACCCACAACAUCACCAACGAGGCCCAGAAGAACUACUUGAUAUCGGACCUCAUCACCUGGAAGGAUUACAUCGUGCAGAUUGCUGCGUACAAUGACAAGGGUGUGGGUGUAUUCACCGAGGGAUUGAUCAUUAAGACGAAGGAGGGAAGACCCGAGGCACCACCGACGAACGUCAGGGCAGAGGCCGUCAACUCGACGUCCAUCGGGGUCUGGUGGAAGCCCCCAAAUCCUCAGAAGAUCAAUGGCAUUAAUCAGGGUUACAAAAUUCAGGCGUGGACCGGUGGAAAUUUCACUGAUUCCAACGAAUUCAAAUCCCUGAAGGUGCCACCCAGUCUCUUCGAUCCUCUGGCCGAGCAGAGUGCAGUGAUCAGUGGUCUGAGGAAGUACACCAUCUACAAUAUCACGGUUCUCUGCUUCACAGACCCAGGAGAUGGUGAGAGAUCGACUCCCAUCGAAGUGAGAACCAGUGAGGACGUACCUGGAGAAGUGGAGAAUCUCCAGUUCGACGAUAUCAGCGAUCGAGCAUUGACUGUUCGCUGGAGUCCUCCCGGUGAGGUGAACGGUGUCCUCACGGGUUAUAAACUGACGUAUCAGAUCAAGGACAAUGUCGAUUCCCUUCGUGUCCUCAAUUUCUCAGCUGACGUAUUAUCCAGUAAAGUGGAGCACCUGCAGCCGACGACGCAUUAUCGUUUUGAGGUGACAGCUUGGACGUCGAGGGGUGCAGGAAGGCCCAGGGUGGCGACAAUUCAGUCUGGGGUGGAGCCAGUGCUACCAGAGCCACCACUCAAGCUCGCCCUCUCGAAUAUCGAUGCCUUUUCCGUUGUCCUCCAGUUCACUCCAGGCUUCGACGGCAAUUCAUCGAUCCUCACGUGGUCUGUCCAGGCCCAGACCCCCAGGAAUACCACCUGGUACACCAUCUUCGAGGUGUCAGACCCGGACGCCUCGACGAUCACCGUUGGAGGACUCAUUCCCUUCAUGCAGUACAAAUUGAGGCUCAUCGCUGUUAAUGUUGUGGGUGCCUCCAAGCCGUCAGAACCCACCAAGGAAUUCCAGACAAUUCAGGCACCGCCCUCUCAUCCUCCCAGGAACGUCACCGUCAGGGCAAUGAGUGCCACUGAGCUCAGGGUCCGGUGGAUACCACUACAGCAGAUCGAGUGGUAUGGCAAUCCCAGGGGGUACAACGUGACCUUCACCGAGGUCAGGACUAAUAAAUCCAAGAGCAUCGCCAUCGAGGAUCACACUGCCAAUUCGUACGUCCUGGAGGCAAUGGAGGAGUUUGCACUCUACGAGAUCGUCAUGCAGGCGUACAACGACGUGGGGUCAUCCCCAUCGAGUCCAAAAGCCAUCGAGAGAACUAGGGAAUCCGUUCCCUCCGUGGGCCCUUCCAAUGUCGAGGCUAAUGCCACUUCCUCGACGACGAUUUUAGUCAGGUGGGGUGAAAUUCCUGUUGUCCAUCAGAACGGACAGAUCGAGGGCUACAAGGUCUUCUACGGGGCCAGUGGUUCACCCUAUCAGUACAAAAACAUCCCCAGGAACACGACAUUCACCACAACUCUGACUGAACUCCGGAAAUUCGUUCAGUAUCACAUUCAGGUGCUGGGUUACACGAGAUUGGGGGAUGGGGCUCUGAGUGGUCCACCUGUCAGGGUUCAAACCUUCGAGGAUGUUCCUGGACCUCCGUCCAAUGUCUCAUUUCCUGAUGUAUCAUUCAGCACUGCCAGAAUCAUCUGGGAUACGCCUGAGGAUCCCAACGGUGAAAUUCUCGCCUACAAAGUCAUGUUUCAUUUGAAUAAUAGUCAGGAGAGGAUCUUCUCCAAGGAAUUCCCGGCGUCUGACCGGACAUUCCAGGCGCAUGACCUCGAGGCCGAGAGGUACUACAUGUUCUCGGUUGCUGCACAGACGAGAUUGGGAUGGGGUAAAACAGCAUCGGGUCUGGUUCUCACCACCAACAACCGGGAGAGGCCACAGCCACCCUCGAUGCCCCAGGUGAGUCGAUCCCAGGUUCAGAGCAGACAGAUCACUUUCUCGUGGACACCAGGACCCGAUGGUUUUGCACCUCUUCGUUAUUAUACAGUCCAGAAGAGCGAGAACUCCGGUCCUUUUCAGAUCAUCCCCGAGAGGGUCGACCCCACGUUGACGUCAUACACAGCCAAUAAUUUGAAGCCCUUCACCUAUUAUCAAUUUCGAAUCCAGGGGACCAAUGAUAUUGGUCCAUCCUCGUGGAGUGGUGAGUCUAUUCAGGUGCAGACACUGCCAGCAGCACCAGCCAGGGGUGUCACUGGACUCAGAGUUGUUCCCAUCACGACGACGAGUGUCGAGGUGCACUGGGAGGUGAUCGAGGAGGUGCACUGGAGUGGGGAUUACGAGACCGGUGGUUAUCGCGUUGUGUAUCAGCCAGUUUCGGAUUUUCCAACGGCCCUGGAGGCCACCCCCAAGCAGGAGAUCCUGGGGAUCAGACAGGGCAAAAUGGUACUGAGUGAUCUGAUGGAGGACAGGAAUUAUGAGAUCGUUGUCCUGCCAUUUAACUCCGAGGGCGAUGGACCAGCAAGUCCUCCAGUCACUGUUUACGUGGGUGAGGCUGUGCCGACGGGGGAGCCCCAGGGGGUCAGGGCACUCCCCAUAUCUGGGACUGAGGUGACGCUCCAGUGGAGACCACCUCUUGCCAAUAUGCAGAAUGGAGAUCUACUGGGGUACAAGAUAUUCUAUCUCGUCACUGAUUCACCCCAGGCACUCGAGAAGAAACAGGAGGAGGAGAUCGAGGUCGUACCUGCCUCCUACCUCAUCCACAAUCUCGUAUUCCUGGAUAAAUACACGGAGUACAGGAUUGAGGUGCUCGCUUUUAAUCCAGCUGGUGAUGGCCCAAGAUCACCCCCCAUCACUGUGAGAACGAAACAAGAUUUACCUGGUGCACCCAUGAAUCUCCAAUUCUCCGAGAUCACGAUGACGAGUAUGAGGGUCACCUGGGAUCCACCCAGGAUGAGGAAUGGCGAGAUCGUCGGGUAUAUCGUGACUUAUGAAACUGCUGAGCAGAAUGACAAGUUCAGUAAACAGGUCAAGCAGAAAGUAACCGAGGGGAGUCUCCUGGUGCAGCCCCUCGAGGAAGAGGUGACUUAUACCUUCAUGGUGAGGGCAUUGACCAUUGAUUUUGGUCCACCUGUUUCGGGGAAUGUCACCACUGGGCCCCAGGAGGGAUCACCCAUGGCACCCAGUAAACUCAGUGUCACCAAGACUCCGGUUUCCAGUGUUGACAUGCAGUGGGUGAAUGGAGCCUCGGGGAAGGGCCCCAUCCUCGGGUACUACAUCGAAACCAGGAGGAAAGCCAUCGAAGAUUGGCGGAAGUACGAGACUCGCUGGCAGACAAUCGUGAAGACGAGCAACGGCCCCUUGACGGACUACUCGGUGUCUUACCAGAACCUUCUGCCCUCCACUUCGUACCUCUUCAGGGUGAUAUCAUAUAAUCGAUACGGAAUAAGUUAUCCCGCUUAUUCUUCAGAGACAGUGGUAACCCCAUCGAAGCUCUACUUCGAGUACGCGUACCUCCAGUACAAGCCAUUCUACCGUCAGACGUGGUUCAUGGUGACCCUGGCAGCGACGUCGAUCGUCAUCAUCAUCAUGGUUGUGGCAGUGCUGUGCGUCAAGAGCAAAAGCUACAAGUACAAGCAGGAGGCGCAGAAGACACUGGAGGAGUCGAUGGCAAUGGACAUCGAUGACAGACAGGCAUCUGAUCUGUCUCUGUACAGGACGAGACCCUCAGGUGGUACCUUGAAUAUAGGCAGCGCCUGUGGUACACUCGGCAAGAGGAGCACCCUGGGAAGGAAGUCCAUUCAUCCACCACCACCUCCCAUGCAUGGAAAAUCACCACCAAGACCAUCACCAGCUUCUGUCGCUUAUCACAGCGAUGAGGAGAGUCUCAAGGGGUACGAUGAGAAUCCUGAUGACUCCAGUGUCACCGAGAAACCCUCGGAGAUCAGCUCCACUGACUCUCAGGGAUCAGAGAGUGAAAACGAGAGUGUCCAGUCGGAUCCCCACUCCUUCGUAAAUCACUACGCAAAUGUAAAUGACUCCCUCCGCCAAUCCUGGAAGCGACAGAAGCCUGUGAGGAAUUAUUCCUCGUACACAGACUCUGAGCCAGAAGGUAGUGCAGUUGUCAGUUUAAACGGUGGACAGAUCAUCAUGAACAACAUGGCGAGGUCCCGAGCACCUCUCCCCGGCUUCUCCUCAUUCGUAUGAUCCUCCUGACACCUGGAGCAACUUAUCAUUGUGAUAUACUAAUUGACAUUAACAAUUUAUUAAUUUAUAGACUCACUCAUCGAGAUCUCCGUAGCUUACGAAGGGAGAAGACAGUUUAGAUUAUAGAUAGUACAUAUUUUUGAGUGUCCUGGAGCUUUUCAUGAGCUCGUCAUGAGAUCCUGAAAUUACUGCAUUUAUCGCCUGUGCCACCACUUAUUUUUGGUUUUUUUGUGAGAUUUUCUCCUGCCAUCGCAUGUAAAUUUAGCUCUCAUACGUACAUUCUGGGGGAGAGAGGUAAAAUAAUUUCCUCUUUAUGCCAACGAUUCAUUCAUAAAUUGAUGUUCAUCAUCCGGACCUUUUGGAGAUCAAUUCAUAUUUUUUUUUAAUGGGUAUUCAUUUUCACCAUUUAAUUACACUUUUUGCUGGUGAAAUUAUCAGAGAUUUUACCCCUCUCUCCCCUGAUAUCGAAAACAAUCAUAUCGUUGGAGUAAGUACGUAAUCUUGUUUGUAAAGAUUAUUAGGGUCCGAGUGUCUGUAAAUAUUCCUAAC
This is a messenger RNA of Fopius arisanus, 7420 nucleotides long. RefSeq names its product sidekick cell adhesion molecule (gene sdk). Gene Ontology annotation, molecular function: protein binding. NCBI's taxonomy places the organism in Eukaryota, Metazoa, Arthropoda, Insecta, Hymenoptera, Braconidae. Bases 365 to 6871 code for a protein of 2168 amino acids. The transcript has 7 exons. The record is from RefSeq and is a predicted model, not a curated record. Gene Ontology annotation, biological process: cell-cell adhesion.